UUAUUCAUUUAUUAAUUGUCAUUCUGUUUUUUUUUUCCCUCCAUUGCUUUCUCUGUAAUUCAGAAUCAAUCAGCUUGGAAAAUUUGAAAGAUUUGGGACGAAAUCUGGUCGGAUCUUGCAUUGCGGGUGUGGAUUUUGAUGGGUCUUAUUUCAACACAAAUUCUUUCUCUUUUUCACCUCCUCCCAUAGAACCAGAACAACUGAAAAAGAAAAUUACCCAACCCCAUCCUCAGGAAAAAAAGAACAAAGAACUUUCUCAAUCUCAACUCGAUUUCAUUUCUCUCGAAACAUAUUCUAUCUCUGGUUUUAGGGAUUGGAUCUUGAAAUUGAAAAAUAGGCAUGGCAGCAGAGUCACAGUUUCAUGUUCUGGCAGUUGAUGACAGCCUCAUAGACAGAAAGCUUAUUGAGAGGCUACUUAAAACCUCUUCAUGUCAAGUUACUACAGUCGAUUCUGGCAGUAAAGCUUUAGAAUUUCUGGGUUUAUAUGAAGCAGACACAACCAACCCAAACACAGCCUCUACUUUUCCUAACAAUCAUCAGGAAGUUGAAGUGAAUCUUGUCAUUACAGAUUACUGUAUGCCAGGCAUGACGGGCUAUGAUUUGCUCAAGAAAAUCAAGGAAUCUUCAUCUCUAAAAAACAUACCAGUAGUUAUCAUGUCAUCCGAGAAUGUCCCUUCAAGGAUUAGUAGAUGUUUAGAAGAAGGUGCAGAAGAGUUUUUCUUGAAGCCAGUCAGGUUAUCUGAUUUGAAUAAACUUAGGCCCCAUAUGUUGAAAACCAAAAUCAAGGAUCAAAACAAAAAACAAGGGAAGCAAGAAGAGAAAGCAUCCUUUCAAUCACCGAAAGAACAAGAACAAGAAGAAGAGCACCAGCAGCAAUUAUUGCAACAAAAACAACAACAACAACAAUCCAGCAAUAACAAGAGAAAAGCCAUAGAGGAAGGGCUCUCACCUGAGAGAACAAGACUAAGAUACAAUGGCAUCACAACUGUGGUUUAAUUAUGUUGGGGAAAGUAUCUCAAAAAAAAAAAAAAAUGAUGUUGGGGAAAAAAUGUUAAUAGUUUCUUUUUUUUCUUUUAAAUGUAAUUCAUGUA
Durio zibethinus is the source of this 1091-nucleotide messenger RNA. RefSeq names its product two-component response regulator ARR9-like. NCBI's taxonomy places the organism in Eukaryota, Viridiplantae, Streptophyta, Magnoliopsida, Malvales, Malvaceae. The record is from RefSeq and is a predicted model, not a curated record. Gene Ontology annotation, biological process: cytokinin-activated signaling pathway; phosphorelay signal transduction system.